This is a messenger RNA of Colletotrichum destructivum, 1309 nucleotides long. RefSeq lists its product as uncharacterized. Bases 1 to 438 code for a protein of 145 amino acids. The record is from RefSeq and is a predicted model, not a curated record. The transcript has a single exon. NCBI's taxonomy places the organism in Eukaryota, Fungi, Ascomycota, Sordariomycetes, Glomerellales, Glomerellaceae.
AUGAGCAUCCGCCGCCACGGGGCAGACGUCCAGCAAAUCCCGUCCAUCAUCCUAGAAGAUGACGCCCAUUAUGGCACUUCACUUCCACUUGUCUGGCCCGUUUCUGACAGCGCCGCCCACAUCCCUCGCCCAGUCCGUCCCGUCGCUUCCCUGCCCGCCGAACUACCCAGCUGCCCUAAACGAAAAGCCGAACGAGGCCAGCCCUCCGGAUCACCCAAAGUAAAGCUUGUUGAUCGAACAGGAAGCCAUGUGCUAGGAUGCGACAACCAGGGCAACGCAAGACUGCGCCACGCCGAAGCGAGAACCUCGGAAUGUCACCCGGCUCCAUCACCCGGGACUGCCACGCCGGCCGCUGUUCUCGAUCAGGGCAGCCAGUACCUGUUCUGGGCGCUCAGAUCAUUCUGGUCCAUUAGCUCUUCGAGUGUUCGCAGAGGCUGAAGCCGACACCCGCGGCACACGACUCAGAGCCCCUGGGCCGCGCAAGACGAACCAGUAUCAGGACGCGGGGCUUUGCUUCGCUCUGGAAGAGGUAGGUAUUCAUACGGUGUAACCGGACCCUUACUGUAGUGCGAUUCAUCACGACGUACGUAAUCCUUUCGGAACCGCCAGUCGCUUAGCGUCGUUCCCCGCCGAAUCCGCCUGAUUGUUGUUUAAAUGCUGGACACGGAUAGUAUUGCGCCCACGACCCGAACGACCGGACCUCGAGGUUCAACAAUGAUCAAGGCAAACCAAUGCAUAAACCCUUGAUCUGAACUCGGGGUUAAGGUUGUGUUUUAUGCGUAACGACAAUGGCACAGAGAAACGCGCCCGCCCCCUGCGUAACUGUCUCUCAUAACAUUUGGCAUUACUUGCGUUGCUUUACGGCUUUACGGUUGCCGGCGCUGCAUUGAUAAAACUUUCCAUGGGCUGCUGACGGUUACAUGCCAUUUCACCAUUUUUGCCCCGACUCGAAAUAACUCAGCAUUGUCCCCGCGCCGACAUGCUCUUUCUGGUACUCCCACAUGGAACAGCACUCGAGGUCAGCUGCAGCCGCCGUCAUCCAUCCGAGCCCUUCCCUGAGGGGUCACUUGGAUCCAUGUAUGUUAUGUCGCUUUGAGGCACCCUGACUUGAACAGAGUGAGGGCGGGUGAUUUGACAAGUAUUCUUUGUCUGACUCCGGACCGAGGCUGUGGAUGCGUAACGGGCUCAUUCGGUAUGUAAAUAUGACAGAAGACGUUGGUGACCGUGACACGGUGUUCCUCUCAGAUCUAAGAGCGUAAGAAGAGGGAAAAGUCUGGUUUGCCAUGCACCGGGCCUGUCAUCUGAAUUU